Messenger RNA from Naegleria gruberi, 1680 nucleotides. RefSeq lists its product as uncharacterized. The record is from RefSeq and is a predicted model, not a curated record. Gene Ontology annotation, molecular function: patched binding; smoothened binding. The transcript has a single exon. Lineage: Eukaryota; Heterolobosea; Eutetramitea; Acrasida; Naegleriidae. Gene Ontology annotation, cellular component: BBSome; centrosome; axoneme. Gene Ontology annotation, biological process: non-motile cilium assembly; protein localization to cilium. The coding region runs from base 1 to 1680 and encodes 559 amino acids.
AUGUUUUCUGAUAUUAAUGGUGAUGGAGACUACAAACUUGUGGUAGCUACUGCAAGUAAGAAUCCCUUAGAAAGUAAAAAGACAAAACAAGCUCACAGAUUGAGAGUCUAUAAAGGUACUGGUAUUAUCAGCGAAAAUGUUUUAAUGGAGGAACCUAUUGCACUCGCUUCCUACUACACUGACUACUCAUCACCUAAAAGACCUAUGAUUGUCGUCGCAAGUAGUAAUCACAUUUACUAUUACAAAAACCUACAACCAUUCUACAAGUUUACUAUGCCGGCAAAGACUACAGAAGAAAAGGAAGUGGAAAUUUGGCAAUAUUUAAAGGAAUCUAAAUAUGAUGCCAAGACUGGUUACGCUGAAUUAGCAAGACUUAGAGAUCAUAAUAUUACUCUUAGUACAAGGAGUUACGAACUUCUUUCUCUUACAUCAAAUGAAGAUAUUAAGGCGUUCAUUGAUACCAGGAAAAAUUUUGCCUUGGAGAGUCCAAAUAAUAUUACAACUCUAUCAAUUCUUCCAAAAGACAGAGAAGGAGAUGACGCAAUUGGAUGUCCAGUUGUCGGUACAGAGAGCGGAAUAGUUUUUAUCUUAACUCCCCAAGGAUCACAAAUCAUGAAAGCUGUUCAAUUGCCUUCAGCACCUGUAAAAUUUUGUAUUGCUGGUAACUAUGAUAGUGAUUAUAGAAUUACAGCAGCAUGUAGAAAUGGAAAUGUAUAUACCAUUAAAAAUGGAGAAGUGAGUGGCGUGGUUAUUGAGUUGGAAUCUCAUCCAGUUUCUAUUGUAAAAAUAGACAAAACUUUUGCUAUUGGCCUUAUGAACAAUAGUAUUCAUUGCUACAAUACAAGAGGAAAGAAACAAUACUCUAUCUAUUUACCAUCUAAUAUUAAGGACAUGGAAGUUCUUGAAAUGAGAGGCCAACGUAGUGUGAAAUGCAUAAUAGUAGCUAUGGAGAACAAGGAAUUGAGAAUUUAUAAUGGUAAAAAUUUGGUAAAUAGGAUUGAAUUAUUUGAAAAUAUUGCCAGUCUCAGAUAUGGAAUAUACGGAUCUGAGGUUAAUAGUUUAAUCAUUUCUUAUAGAAAUGGCGGUCUUGAUUUUAAAGUUAUCUCAAGAAAGGCAAGUUUGGAGAGCAAAUCCAAAACUGGUCCACCACCAGAACAGGAAGAGCCUUUGGAUUUACCCUCCAAGACUUUCCUUUAUUUGGAACAAACAAAGAGAGAAGUGGAUUAUUGCUCUGAAAUGCAUAAUGUUUUCCAAAAAGAUUUGGCAAGAAUUAGACUUCACACUGCGAGGGCAUAUGUUAAAAUUUUGACAGAUGGCCAAGGUCCAUUAUCUUACACUUCCGGAUCCUCUAUUCGCUUGACGGCCCAAGUGCAAGGACUAGGUCCAAAGUUUAAGAUUAAUAUUGAGGUUCAGAAUACUGGCAAAAAGUCAAUUUCCCAGUUAUUCAUUCUAUUUGUUUUUAAUGAAGAUCUUUACUCGGUGGAGGGUGAUGCAAGAAGAUUGCUUCUUCCUCCUCUUCUUCCAGGACCAGUAUACAGAUUUAGUAAGGCAGUAACCAUGCUUGAUCCUUUAGUUGCCCCAGAAACAAUGAAAUUAUAUGUUUGUAGUAAGGAGAGUCAAACACCUGUAAUAACUGCUGUUGUAAAUAUGCCACCAACAGAAAUGAUUGAAUUAGUAUAA